This is a messenger RNA of Acanthoscelides obtectus, 1691 nucleotides long. The record is from the annotation of a GenBank genome assembly. NCBI's taxonomy places the organism in Eukaryota, Metazoa, Arthropoda, Insecta, Coleoptera, Chrysomelidae.
AGGGGUGACACGAAAACGAUAUUUCACUACUAUUGGGACGCACCACAUACAAGCGAAUACUAUCAUAGUUUAAGCAGCGAUAGCUGGACUUCAAAUAUUGAAAUUGGACUGUGCAAUCACAUUAAAAACGUUUGGCAAAAUGAACCAAACAUUUGAAAAUGUGCUUGCUAAUCUAUGAGCUACCAGCAUCUAAAAGUAGUGAAUGGAAGAGAGCUUCAACUAAGGUGAUAUUUGAGAAGACUAGUCUGUACCCGAAUGUAAUUAUGAGAGGAACAAAAUUAAUAUUGAUGGAGGUAGGAAAUGUAAAAUUUCUGGAUUCUCUCAAUUAUUUUCCUAUGCCUCUAACUGCUCUACCCAAGGCGUUUGAUUUGAAAGAGCUAAAGAAAGGAUACUUUCCACAUUUAUUCAACACUUUGGCUCAUCAGAAUUAUGUAGGGCCAAUUCCAGCGCUCGACUUCUACGAUCCCGACCAUUUAAAGGAAGACGCUCGGGAAAAAUUAUUAAAAUGGCAUGGCGAAAGACAAGCGGAGGGAUACGUUUUUGAUUUUCAGAAAGAAAUCGUUGAAUACUGUAUCUCCGAUGUGGAAAUAUUGACACAGGCGUGUCUCAAAUUUCGAGACCUGAUGAAAACCGAAACCACAGUCGAUCCCUUCCAGGAAAGCACCACUAUUGCAUCAUGCUGUAACAAAGUCUUUAGACGCAAUUUUUUAAAACCUGAGACGAUCGGGAUUCUACCGAACCAGAACUUAUAUCACCCCGUUUUACCGUCAAAAAUGAACAACAAAUUGAUGUUUGUUAACUGUCAAAAAUGUGGUGAAGAUUUCGUUCGAGAAGAGUGUCAGCAUUCUAUUCAAGAAAGAAGCCUAAAAGGAACUUGGGUGAUAGAAGAGGUGCUCAAAGCUAUUGAAAAAGGUUACCAGAUUAUAGAGACUUACGAAAUAUGGGAAUACGAUACAAUUCAGCUCAGUAAAGACCAAGAGGGGUUAUUUAGCGGAAUGAUGAACAAGUUUCUACAAAUAAAACAACAAGCUUCAGGAUGGCCCAAACAUUGCUUAACGGAUGAAGAAAAAAACCGUUAUAUUGAUGCAUUUUUGGAUAGAGAAGACAUAAAGCUGGAAUUUUCAAAAAUUAUAGAGAACCCCUGUUUGAGAUCGUUAGCUAAACUUAUGCUGAAUUCCUUUUGGGGUAAAUUUGCUCAAAAAGAAAACCAAAACAAAACCUCAAUAGUCAGAGACUGUGGUGAAUUCUUUGAUAUGCUGACUAAUCCUUCUAUUCAUGUAAAUACAGUUCUCCCGGUAAACGAAGAAACCCUUCUCAUAACUUGGGAAUUUAGAGAAGAGGCCUAUGACGUUUCUUCAACGUUUAACGUUGUAUUGGCUUCAUAUGUCACGGCCCUAGCUAGACUAAAAUUAUAUUCAUUCUUGGAGAAAGUGGAAGAAAGGGCAGUUUACAUAGAUACAGAUUCAUGUAUUUAUAUCUCUCGUAAGGGAUUAGACGACAUAUCUACAGGCGACUUCAUAGGUGAUAUGACCGAUGAGCUCAAUGGAGGUUUCAUAUCAGAGUUUGUUUCUGGAGGACCUAAGAACUACGCCUACAAAUAUACUACUUUGUCUGGAGAGGAACAGAUCGUAUGUAAAGUAAAAUGCAUAUCACUCAACUACAAGGCAUCCCAAGUAUGUAGUCAAUUUUGA